Miniopterus natalensis is the source of this 1132-nucleotide messenger RNA. NCBI's taxonomy places the organism in Eukaryota, Metazoa, Chordata, Mammalia, Chiroptera, Miniopteridae. The record is from RefSeq and is a predicted model, not a curated record.
CAGUGAUGGUCAGGGAUGUUUCCCACCAUCUUCCUGUUCUUUUCUCUCUUUCUCCAACUCCCCCUAGAGGCCGCCCAGGGAUGGCUGACUGCCUUUCAGGACCGCAGCAUUCUUGCCCCCCUGGCUUGGGAUCUGGGACUCCUGCUACUAUUUGUGGGGCAGCACAGCCUCAUGGCAACUGAGACAGUGAAGGUGUGGAUGUCCCAGUACUUUGGGGUUCUUCAGAGGUCACUCUACGUGGCGUGCACUGCCCUGGCCUUGCAGCUGGUGAUGCGAUACUGGGAGCCAGUUCCCAGAGGCCCUGUGUUGUGGGCAGCCCGAGCCGAGCCCUGGGCCACCUGGGUGCCCCUCCUGUGCUUUGUGCUGCACGUCAUUUCCUGGCUCCUCAUCUUCAGCAUCCUUCUCGUCUUUGACUACGCUGAGCUCAUGGGCCUCAAACAGGUGUACUACCAUGUGCUAGGGCUGGGUGAGCCUCUGGCCCUGAAAUCUCCCCGGGCUCUGAGGCUCUUCUCCCACCUUCGACACCCAGUGUGUGUGGAGCUGCUGACCGUGCUGUGGGUGGUGCCCACCUUGGGCACUGACCGUCUCCUCCUUGCUCUCCUCCUUACCCUCUACCUGGGCCUGGCUCACGGACUUGACCAGCAAGACCUCUGCUACCUCCGGGCCCAGCUGCAAAGAAAACUCCAGCUGCUCUCCCGGCCCCAGGAGGGUGGGGCCGAGUGAGGAGCUAACCCUGGUUUCAAGCCUGUGCUUCCUCUCCCCUCAGAAUUCAAAUCCCUUGACAUCCAGGUCCUGGCUGAUUCAGACCAGAGGCCCAAAUCCACGGACUGAAGGGGCUGUCCCAUCCACUCCACUCCCUGGGUCCAUCUCCAUACCCUAAAUUCUGAGUUUCAAGACAUAAGGUCCACUUCUCACAAGGGAGGAAGAGGGAUGGGGAUUUACAGGUCUCCUCACAGUUUAGGGCUUGACACCCCCUGGAGGAGUUUCCUGCCUGGCCACUCCCCGGGCACAGUUACUCGCCUCUGCACCUCGAGGAUCCCCUUCUUCACGUCGUGCUCGCACUCCUAGGAGUUGUGCGGGGGUCUGCAGGUUUGACAGUAGCGGCUGCCGGUCGAGGCUCCGCGCUAGCAGC